CAUCUGUCACAGGCGGGAUCUCAUCAUGCGUUUUCACAUUGUGCUCUCCUAUUACAGGAACGGGAUGAAGACAGAAGGCAUUUAGGACCCAGGGGGAGAACAGCUGCUGUGUGGAGAAGGCACACACGCAUCCUACCAAAAUUUUCAUAGCCCCGUGGAGCGAGGGCUCACUCAUUCACAGUUCUUUAGAGAGAUCUUAGGCUGAUGCUAACAGAAAGAAACCUUCCUACCCACCCUUUCAGCAGCAAGGACUCCAGGAGAAAACAGAAGUCAAAGAGAGGCUGUACGGCGUUUAAAGUGAAUGAUCAUACAAAUAGCUACUUUGUUGGAUGGGUUCCAUUGAAUAUGGACUAAAUGUGAGACCUUGCGUGGAUGUGGAAAACAACUGCCAGUUGUGCCCUUCUAUAUAAUUCAAGCAGAUGAAUGGGUCAUACUUCUCACAGACUACUAGUUGAAUGGGACCAGCAUAUCUGCUAAUUAUACAUCUGAAGUAUUUGAAAUUGAGACUUUUACAAAGAUGACUCAUUUACAUGCUGGACUCAAUCCAGAGACUAUAGAGAAAGCCCGCCUGGAGCUCAAUGAAAACCCAGAUGUUUUGCACCAGGACAUCCAACAAGUCAGGGAUAUGAUAAUCACGAGGCCUGACAUUGGAUUUUUACGUACAGAUGAUGCCUUCAUCUUGAGGUUUCUCCGAGCCAGAAAGUUUCACCAAACAGAUGCCUUCAGGUUACUGGCUCAGUACUUUCAGUACCGUCAAAUGAACCUGGAUAUGUUCAAAAAUUUCAAGGCUGAUGAUCCAGGGAUCAAACGAGCUCUAAUUGAUGGAUUUCCUGGAGUGCUGGAAAACAGAGAUCACUAUGGUCGGAAGAUACUUUUGCUUUUUGCAGCCAACUGGGAUCAGAGUAGGAAUUCUUUCAUAGACAUUUUACGGGCUAUUCUGUUAUCCUUAGAAGUUCUCAUUGAAGACCAAGAACUUCAGAUAAAUGGCUUCAUUCUGAUUAUAGACUGGAGCAACUUCUCCUUCAAGCAAGCCUCCAAAUUAACACCUUCUAUCCUCAAGCUGGCCAUUGAAGGUUUACAGGACAGCUUUCCAGCUCGCUUUGGAGGCGUCCAUUUUGUGAACCAGCCUUGGUACAUCCAUGCCCUGUACACGCUAAUCAAGCCCUUUCUCAAAGACAAGACAAGGAAAAGGAUCUUCCUUCAUGGCAACAAUCUGAACAGCCUUCACCAGCUAAUACACCCUGACUGCCUGCCUUCAGAGUUUGGAGGGACACUUCCUCCUUAUGACAUGGGUACUUGGGCUCGGACAUUGCUUGGCCCUGACUACAGUGAUGAAAAUGAGUACACUCACACAUCCUACAACGCCAUGCAUGUGAAGCAUGCAUCUUCCAACUUGGAGAGGGAAUGCUCACCAAAAUUUAUGAAGAGGUCUCAGUCAGUGGUGGAGCCUGGGAUGCUGAAACAUGAAGAUCAGAAUGAAAAUGAGAACACCCAGCCACUGCUGGCUUUAGACUGAGUUUGAAUUCACCCUGACAUGCCAACGCAUCACCAGACUCUGUGCAAGAAAUCUAGGAAGCAAGAGACAGGUUUCACACAUAUUAAUACAUAUUCAGCUUGAAAUCAGGUUCUCCAUCUUUGCUGAACAAGUAAUGAUCAUCACCAGCCAUCUGUCUGUGUGGCCAAAGCCAAAAGGGACAUUCCUUAUGGCCCGGAACACUAAGUUAAAGAGUCUGAUUGUAAAACAGAGAAUGUGCUUUUUUUUUCCUUUUAUGAUGUAUAAAUACAAACAAUGACUGAAACAAGAGGGACUACUUUCUAUGUUCACACUCAAAGAUGAAUGAGCUGAGAUUGUCUAAGCAGGGAUGCACUCUGGUUUUGUUAAAAUAAAAUUUAGACAAAGUAACAGAUGUUAAAGUAAAGUUGUCUUGAGUUUAAAUACUUUAGUAACAGGCUUAAUGCUUGCAGACCAGACAGAAUGAACUCACUUUCUGGUAAAAAAAAUUACUAAAUGAUCACCAAUAGAAAACCUGCUCAGCUCUGCAGUAAGUGAUCUCAUCACCCCCAGCCACUUGUAGAGACCAGGGCCAUUUAUUUCAGCCCCCUGAAAAAAAAUAGUCCUAACUUGUGAAAUUCCCUAUAAACCUGUCAGCUCAGUGUAAUGAGCUGAGUGGGAAACAGACAUAGGCAAUUUGAAAAGCAAUUAUUUAAUCUUAACAAUGUGGGUUUCUUUUUUCCACAGGCAGUGGCAGUAUGUGGGGUAGAUGUGGUGGCUGAGAAAAAGGGAAAGGAAAUGUCUGAACUCAAUGGAAAUGCUUAUUAGUGAUUAAUGUUCCACUCCAGGUCCUUUCAUUUAGGUCACUCCUGCAAAUGAAAGCUCAGCAGAGCUGUUUAACCAUCUUCCCUCCUGCAAUCAGUUAAAAGAGUAGCCAGAGGGCCUGGCUGACUGCAGAUAUAGGCUAUGCUUAAUAAUAGAAAGGGGGAAAACUUGGAAUGAAUUAUUCAAUAUGCCUCCAUUAGAAGGGAACUGUGGAAAAACAGAAAAAAAUGUAGAACUGAAAUGCCAAAGAUCAGUUUGCUUUUCUUAUCUUUGCUCUACUUGCAAAAAACCAAGUUCCAUCCCGACAUCAAAAUUAAAAUAGAUUUUAAAAUUCCA
This is a messenger RNA of Heteronotia binoei (common prickly gecko), 2653 nucleotides long. RefSeq names its product clavesin 1 (gene CLVS1). Gene Ontology annotation, molecular function: phosphatidylinositol bisphosphate binding. The record is from RefSeq and is a predicted model, not a curated record. The transcript is spliced from 6 exons. Bases 518 to 1516 code for a protein of 332 amino acids. Gene Ontology annotation, cellular component: membrane. Lineage: Eukaryota; Metazoa; Chordata; Lepidosauria; Squamata; Gekkonidae.